ACUGUAAAGGUGAGUUAGCCUGUCUGCUACAGCUAAGCUAACAGCCUAGCGAGCUAAUGUUAGCAUUUAGCAUUUAGCAACAAGAUCUGACGGAGGUGUUUCCAAAACGACAGGUAGCUAGCUAACCUGGCUAGCUGUCUUAACCGUGAGAGCUCGCGAGGAUGACGAUGCCGCAUGUAGGUGCAGUUUUCGCUGCAAUAGCAGGAGUGAUGGCUAUCCUGUUGCACUCCUCUAUUCACAAGAUAGAAGAAGGACACCUAGCUGUGUACUACAGGGGCGGAGCAUUGCUGACCUCUCCAAACGGUCCUGGAUAUCACAUUAUGCUACCUUUCAUCACCACCUACAGAUCAGUGCAGACUACACUCCAAACGGAUGAGAUCAAGAAUGUGCCUUGUGGAACGAGUGGUGGUGUGAUGAUCUACUUUGACAGGAUAGAAGUUGUCAACAUGCUGGUACCAUUAGCAGUGGUGGACAUUGUGAGGAACUACACCGCUGAUUAUGACAAAACUCUAAUCUUUAACAAGAUUCACCAUGAACUUAACCAGUUCUGCAGUGUACACACACUACAGGAAGUCUACAUCGAGCUGUUUGACAUUAUUGACGAGAACCUGAAGACCGCGUUGCAGAAAGAUCUAAAUAAUAUGGCGCCUGGACUCACAAUACAGGCAGUGCGUGUUACCAAGCCAAAGAUCCCCGAGUCUAUCCGGAGGAACUUUGAACUCAUGGAAGCAGAGAAGACUCGUCUGAUGAUAACCGUUCAGACGCAGAAGGUUGUGGAGAAGGAAGCAGAGACUGAAAGGAAGAAGGCCAUUAUUGAGGCUCAGAAAAUGGCCCAGGUGGCUGAGAUCCACUUCCAGCAGAAGGUCAUGGAGAAGGAGACGGAGAAGAGGAUCUCUGAAAUCGAGGAUUCUGCCUUCCUGGCGCGAGAGAAGGCUAAAGCUGAUGCAGAAUAUUACACUGCUUUCAAGAUUGCAGAAGCGAACCAGCUGAAGUUAACCCCGGAGUACCUGGAGCUGGCAAAGUACCAGGCCAUAGCAUCUAACAGUAAGAUCUACUUUGGCCAGGAAAUUCCUAACAUGUUUGUGGAGGGUAACAACAACCCGCCAAAGUCUGCACGCUCCUCCGGCCUGCCCAAUGAUCAACCAGACUUUCUCAAAACAAAAGCGAAGGGGCAGUGAGUCCUCGGCUCUGCCUCUGCGCGGGACCGAAGAACCUGCAGAGGACUCGUCUCGUCUGUGAGGCAGAGAGCACUGAACUGAAGACGAACCGGAGGCGACAGCUUUGCAGCUAGUGUGCUAAACAACAUACUUCAGUCUUAAUCUAACAUGACAAAGAAGGAGUGUGGAAACUUAUGGACAAGCAGAAGACAGCGCUUGGAAUGAUGCCAUAGUUAAAAAUCGAAAGCAUAAUUCAUGCUUAUGCCUGGGAAGGCGACAGCAAGUAGUCGCCCUAAUUUACACGUGCUUGCAAUCAGUGCAGUGUUUAACUUUGCUGCUGGAUCUGCAUUAAUUUUGUUUGUUGUAUGCAAGAAGAGUGCUUUGUUAUGAAUAGAUUUUUUGAGAUUUAAUUUCUGGUUACGUUGAACUGGAAUCUCGACAGGUGACACUAAUUAAAAGAGCGAUGGCUUCUGUUGGGUGUGUGACGGGGGUCGGUCGCCUCGGUGCCAUCUUUGCUUACACUAAUUCACUGGCUGAUUCUUGUGUCUCGACGAGAGUCUGUGCGAGGGCUAUUAAAGGCACACUUUCAUAGAAAAUGCUGCUUGUGGAGAAGAUAAUUAUUAUGUUAAUAUGCAUUCAGCCGUUUCAGAAUUACCCAUGAGAUUAUUUCGGUGGAGCCCGCUUCAUCUCCAGUGGGCUGAAAUGAUCCAGAAGAUUUUUUUUUAAAUAUCACUCUUGAAAUAAGUGACCUGACUUUGUUAAAAUUUCACCCGAGCAUGCUUGAAGUUAGUUACUCAUCUACAGACACUCAAGUCUUAAAAGUUGGAGGGCUAUCUGCUUUUGUUCAGUUUCUAUAGUUAUUACACAGUGGUGUCAGUUUAGUCGUCAUGUACUUUAUUUCCUUGGUGAUAGUUUGCUGUUAUUGAGCGUUCAGCCUACACACACACACACGCACACACACACACAGACUUGAGAUGCUGUUGAAAAGAAAAUCUGUUUCUCCCCAAAAGUCGAUGAAUAGUGAAAGGUUGAUUUAUACGGGAGGGUUAAAGGGAAUCAGCUGAAUUAUUGUGCCACUGGGGGAAGACGUGGAUUGUCUUCCUUGUAAAGAACUGCGAACAUCUUUUAUCUUCCAUCUGAUUUUGAGUAUCAGGGCCAUGCAUGUGUACGUUUUGUGGUGGCUUGAUUCAGAUGAUUAGUAGUGCCUGCGAUUGUCUGCCAACUAUGUUGUCAUGCAGCUUAUAUAGAUUCAAUGUAAAUUCUCAGGAAGCUGACUUUUAAUUUUAGUAAAACAGCUGCUCAUUGUUGGAGAAUGCGUGCAGUCUUUUGAAGAGUUAAAACCCCCCAAUAAUGGCAAAUAUAUCGAGAUUACAUUGAGUACAGUGAAAUCUGCGAGGGGUUAAAGUUGUGAAACCGGACAAUAUUUUCUCAUCGAGUAUGAACGCAGCUAUGAUUCAAUGUCUAACAAGUCCACUACUAAAAAAAAAAAAAGCACCACUUGCAGAUGGAAUUAGGAGUAGUUGUGUCCUUAAGGAGACAUUUUUAUUGCUCCGUCUAUUUACAGAAGACGUCCAGGACUUCAAAUAUCAGGAGGUCAUUGGUCUGUCAAAGUCGAAAAUAAUCUAAGCAAAACCUCCUUUCUUGUCAAUGUUUACACUUCUCUGUGAUUCAAGAAUUGAUGGCUUACAGAGUUUUUUUCAUUUUUUUUUUUUCAUCUUUGCUAAACAAGAUCAUUUUAAGGAUGUAAAAGGAAACACAAGCCCGGCACGGCUCCUCAUCACACUUCAUGUUUAACUCUUUUUUUGUGUGUGUGUGAUGACAUGAGAUGAGAAACCUGCUUUGAUCUAUUUAAAGAUGAAUGUUAAUAAAAAAAAAAAAACUUGGGCUUAAA
Molecule: messenger RNA, 3048 nt
Organism: Labrus bergylta (ballan wrasse)
Lineage: Eukaryota; Metazoa; Chordata; Actinopteri; Labriformes; Labridae
Gene: erlin1
Product: ER lipid raft associated 1
Biological process (GO): SREBP signaling pathway
Cellular component (GO): endoplasmic reticulum membrane; endoplasmic reticulum
Molecular function (GO): ubiquitin protein ligase binding; cholesterol binding
Source: RefSeq, a predicted model, not a curated record